ACCUCUACAGCAUUAUAGAUAUUGCAUACAACCCAGAUGUUCUUCAGAGGGGAGAAGAAGACCCAGAAAAAAUGGAGCACUUGAUCCAUUUGACACUGAAGUUCGUUGAGGAACGAUGCAGCCUCCCUCUCUCUCGUUUGUACACCAUUGAACCAUUCACACUGAAAGGAAGCCUGGAGCUGAUGCGGCAGCGUCUGCGUGGAGGGCAGAGGCCAACUCCACAUCUCAGCCAGAACACAAAGAAGGCACUGACAGUUGAUGAGCUGCUGCAGGCUCUGGAAGCUGAGGACUGCAGCCAUGCUUCUCUGCUGCUGGAGGAAGGAAGUGUGACUGAGUCCAAAGUGCAUCUGAUAGAGGAGAUGAGCAGCACUGACACGCCACAGGAGCCAAGGACCCCUGCCUAUGAAAUGCUCACUGUGAAGGAUGCAAACAAGAAACCACUCAAAAUUGAACUCAAAAUUCAGUUGCCUCAGGUUAGCUCUGUUUCUGAGUGUGAUCUGAGAAUUUCAAAGGAUGACAUAAUCAUUGAAGUCCCUGAAAAAUACAAAUUACAACUAGAUCUGCCAGAACUGGUGGAUGAAGAAACAACUACAGCAGUGUUCAACAAAGGAAAACGGGUACUGUUUGUCACAGCACCAGUUGCCAAGCCAGACCCUGAAGACUGUGUUCUGUCCAGUUCCUGUUCAGAGAUGAUGGAAGAGAAGAAAAGCCCAGAGUGA
Molecule: messenger RNA, 719 nt
Organism: Merops nubicus (carmine bee-eater)
Lineage: Eukaryota; Metazoa; Chordata; Aves; Coraciiformes; Meropidae
Gene: PIH1D2
Product: PIH1 domain containing 2
Exons: 3
Biological process (GO): rRNA processing; box C/D snoRNP assembly
Cellular component (GO): R2TP complex; ribonucleoprotein complex; cytoplasm
Source: RefSeq, a predicted model, not a curated record